CUCACGUGAUCUGUAUUAAAAUGGCUGUUUGCUGGUCGGGGCUAUGGCAUUUAUAAAUCAACCAAAUGGAAGAGCCCAUCACCAAACUGUAUCAGUAGGUAAUUCACUGUACGUGUGGGCUGGUUAUCAAGAUGGUUUACCUGGAGCUCAUGACAGCAUAGAGAAGAGAAGAUUCACCAGUAGCAUACAGCAAAUUACUCCUUCAACUGGUCAAUGGGUCACUAGAAGUACUACUGGGACUCCUCCAUUAGGAGUCCUUGGAUACUGCUGUGUUGCAGUAAAUGAACUAUUGUACUAUUUUUUGGGAUAUUGUGGUCAUGGUGACUGCUUUUACAACAGUAUUACACAACUGGAUACUGUUAGUCUUCAAUGGAGAGAAUUAGAGCCAACUGAUGCAACUAGACCAGUUAUGAGGAGAGCUUACGGUGGAAUGCUAUCAUUUGAACAUUAUGGAGUACAUCAUUUACUAAUGAUAGGAGGUCUGGGAUCAGAACCAGCUGUGCAGCUACCUCAUUAUAAGUACAUCAAGUUACGCAGUGGAAGAUGGCAUACUGAUGAGCACUCAAUAUAUAAUAUAUCAUCAAGAAAAUGGAGUAAUCCCUCAAUCAUUGGUCAGUGUAUUCGACCUGCUUUUGGCUUUAUCAUUGAAAGAAUCAACAACACUAGAGCUGUUCUGUUUGGUGGAAUAGAGACUAAUGAUGAUGCCAAGAUUACUGCUACUAACAAUGUUUAUCUGUUAGAGAUAUCAAUCACCACUGUGUUCUGGCAGUGUAUAAAGAAACCCGAAGCAAUAUACCAAUGGCCUGUGGGUAGAUACCGUCAUGCAGGUGCUGUUGUCAUAACUGGACCGGACAGUCCUAUGCUAGUGAUAGCUGGUGGAAGGGACAUGAAUAAUGAUACAUUAGAUGAUUGUUGGAUCUUUAACAUCACUCAAAGUUUGUGGAUAAAGUUAGAUGCACCUCAAACUGUUUGUAAGAGAUGGGCUCAUUCUCUCUUAGUGUUCGUUAUGAGUCCUCAUCGUGUUUGGAUAGUGUCAGUUGGAGGACAAGUUGAUAAGACAUCAUUUGUCACUCACCCUAAUGUUGUGAUGCUAACUGAAGUACAUGUAGGUACUAACAGUGAAGGAGAGUGGAUAGUAGGGGAUACAUUAGAUACCGAUGGUAUGAAUAAUAAAUACAAGAAAAGGUAUGAGCAGCAACUACAGUUAACAUUAGGAGGAAGAAAAUCAUUGGAAGAGUACCAGAAACCAAGAAAAGGAGAUAUGCCAGUUGAUGUUGAGCAAACGGUACAAGCUCUUCUGAAGAGUCUUGAAGAGAAGGAGAGAGAAUUACAAGAAAAGGAGAGAGAGGCACAAUCUUAUUGUCAGCAAAUGGAGCAAAAGGAAAGAGAAAAAGCAGAGAAAGAGCAAGAAAUAAGGAGAUAUCAGCAUAAGCUACAAGAGAUAGAAGCAGAAAAUCAGGAGAAGGAUAGGGAGUUACGUCAGUCUCAAGAGGCAGUUCGUAGGUACCAGCAACAAGGACUUACUGAUGAUCACUGGGUUAUCAAUAGAGAUGAGGUGACUUUGACAAAGGAGGAGUUAGGAAGAGGGUCUUAUGCUGUCGUUACUGUUGGUAUCUUUAGAGGUUUAAGGGUAGCUGUCAAGUCACUUCAUACUAUCAUCAUCUCAGAUUAUAAUCAAGGUCUUUUCUCCAGGGAAAUGAGUAUAGCAUCACGAGUACGUCAUCCUAACCUGGUCCAGUUUAUUGGUGCAACUAAGGUGGGUAAUCCUCUCAUCUUAACGGAACUGAUGAGCACUAGUCUUAAUCAUGUGCUUCAGAAAAACCGAUUAACCAAUCAGCAGAUUCUUAGUAUUGCUCAAGAUGUAGCUUUAGGUCUCAACUACCUUCACCUGUUAAAGCCUCAGCCUAUCAUUCACAGAGAUGUCAGCAGUCCUAAUGUAUUGUUAAAACCUCGCACUGGACCUGCUGGUUAUGAAGCGAAAGUAGCAGAUUAUGGUACAGCUAAAUUGCAACAACAAGGCACUAGUACUGGUACUGUUAUGCCAGGCAAUCCAGCAUAUGCUGCACCAGAAGCUCGUGAUCCUGAUCAACACAGUCCAGCAAUGGAUGUCUACAGUUACUCUGUUCUCCUUAUGGAAGUGAAUUUAUGUUGUCCACCAGAAAUGACGGCAGUAGAGAGAGCAAGGCAAUCUGGUACUGUCUCUUGGUCUGAUAUGAAGUCUCUAAUACAAAGAGGACUAAAAGCUGAUCCUAUAGAUCGUCCAACUAUGACCCAAGUAAUAGAGUCAUUGAAAAGAAUUAAAAUUUGAUAUUUUGAUAUUCUAAUUUCUGCCUUUUAAUAGUUUUAAACUAUAAUUUUUUUGUAUCGAGUUAUUAUAGUUUUUGCUUCUUAGUUAGUUUUUUUCUUGUUUUGUUGGUGUGUGAACUGAGCCCUUAAAUGUACACGUAGAAGUCUUGCAGCACGUCCACUUUUUAAUCAGUUUUGUGUACUAAUUAGGUGACAUUGUGCCAUUAUUGUUACUUCCUUAUACAAGGAAUCAUUUACUCUACAAUCAUGAAUAAAAUUUACACAGGAAGUGACAUUGUGCUGACUCAACUCAACUGUGUAUGUCAUGGCUGACUCAGAUAGUGAUGGCACUCCAGCUGAUAUCUAUCAGGCAGCUUUGCCUUCAAUUUCUCCGUUAAUUGG
This is a messenger RNA of Amphimedon queenslandica, 2688 nucleotides long. RefSeq lists its product as uncharacterized. Gene Ontology annotation, biological process: protein phosphorylation; necroptotic signaling pathway. The transcript has 7 exons. The record is from RefSeq and is a predicted model, not a curated record. Gene Ontology annotation, molecular function: protein kinase activity; ATP binding; protein binding. Lineage: Eukaryota; Metazoa; Porifera; Demospongiae; Haplosclerida; Niphatidae. Bases 44 to 2308 code for a protein of 754 amino acids.